This is a messenger RNA of Bactrocera tryoni, 1774 nucleotides long. It is a transcript of the gene mats, whose product is annotated as MOB kinase activator-like 1. Gene Ontology annotation, molecular function: protein kinase activator activity. Gene Ontology annotation, biological process: hippo signaling; positive regulation of protein phosphorylation. NCBI's taxonomy places the organism in Eukaryota, Metazoa, Arthropoda, Insecta, Diptera, Tephritidae. The transcript is spliced from 3 exons. The record is from RefSeq and is a predicted model, not a curated record. Bases 553 to 1212 code for a protein of 219 amino acids. Gene Ontology annotation, cellular component: cytoplasm; nucleus.
AAUAGUGAGGUGUAUUUUGACUUCGUGUUACAAAUAUUUUGCAAAUAAAUCAUCUACAGUCUAAUAAUAUAGCAAUAUUCAAAUGAAUUUAAAUUGUUGCAAGUUAUAUACAAUAUUUGAUUGAAUUUCGAGUAUAACUAAUUUUAUAGAUUUCGCUGAAUAAAGUUGUAGAAGACGACAUCAGCUGCGACGGAACAGCAGAGCCGAUUGGCAGACGAUACGUUUUUAAGCCAUAUAUAUAUGUUAGACUCACUUUACGUAAAUCACACAAAUAUACAUAAAUGUAAAUCUUUGUGGUCGGGCCCACUGUCUUCUGUUCAAGUAACAGCAACACCUCAAGUGUAUUACCUGAAAGCCACUUUAAUAUUUUCUAAUACUCGUGUGAAAUUGCUUAAUAUAAUCUAAAAUCGGUGAAUAAAAAUAGCAGGCAUAUAAGGCAAGAAAGUUUAAAAAUUCAAAAACCAACAUCGAUCGAUCUCUAUACACGACAUAACGGUAUUUGUAUUCAAUAUUAAUUAACACACAAAUCGCUUAAACGAAAACGAUAAAGUCAUGGAAUUUCUAUUUGGGUCACGUUCAAGCAAAACUUUUAAGCCAAAAAAAAAUAUACCAGAAGGUACUCACCAAUAUGAUUUAAUGAAACAUGCGGCUGCUACUUUGGGUUCUGGUAAUUUACGUAAUGCUGUCGCAUUGCCGGAUGGAGAAGACCUUAAUGAAUGGGUCGCUGUUAAUACUGUCGAUUUCUUCAACCAAAUAAAUAUGUUAUAUGGUACUAUUACUGAGUUUUGUACCGAAGAGAGUUGUGUUAUUAUGUCUGCAGGACCGAAGUAUGAAUAUCAUUGGGCGGAUGGACUUACUGUGAAGAAGCCUAUUAAAUGCAGUGCACCUAAGUAUAUUGAUUACCUAAUGACGUGGGUGCAAGACCAACUAGACGAUGAGACGCUGUUCCCAUCGAAAAUAGGCAUACCGUUUCCAAAGAAUUUUCUCAGCAUAGCGAAAACUAUUCUGAAACGUUUAUUUCGAGUUUACGCACAUAUAUACCAUCAACAUUUCUCGGAAGUCGUUACUCUAGGUGAAGAGGCACAUUUGAAUACAUCCUUUAAGCACUUUAUAUUCUUCGUUCAAGAGUUUAACUUAAUUGAUCGGCGCGAACUAGCUCCACUGCAGGAACUUAUUGAUAAGUUGACAGCUAAAGAUGAGCGGCAAAUAUAGGAUUCAUUGCAAGUCGGGAUGCAAUUGGAGUUUUGAGUGUGAACGAUCUUAUUAAGGAACACACUCUUCGAAAAUCAACACUAACAUACAUACAUACGUACACAUACAUUAAGAAAUAGUUGGAAGACCUUGAAAAUAGAAACAUAUGUUGAAGGUUUCGUACAUUUUUUCGUUGAAUAUUAUAUUUCAAUAACCUCAAAACUAUUAAUAUCCUCGUACGAUUUAAAAUUUAAUUUUUACAAUUAGAAUAAUGUAAGCGCAAGUGUGCAACAAGUAUAUGUAUAUUGCAGCCUACAUUGUUACUACUACUAAAAUUGAAAGCUAGAAUUUUUAAUUUAUUCUCUAAAUAUAAAUAUUUAUAUUAUAAUAAUUUUUUUUGAAGUAGCUUUACAGCGACAAAUGCAAUAAACAAUUCUAUUUUAUUUGUAAUUAAUGUUAGUUGCUGUUUUAAGGUUUUUUUGAAAAUGCUAAUUUCAAGGUCCUCUUAAAAGAACACUUAGAAAUGUACUCAUUUAGAGCUAAUGCCAACAUUUCGCAUAUAAAAGAUGCAAACAAGCAUGAA